Messenger RNA from Cercopithifilaria johnstoni, 1218 nucleotides. The record is from the annotation of a GenBank genome assembly. Lineage: Eukaryota; Metazoa; Nematoda; Chromadorea; Rhabditida; Onchocercidae.
AUGACGAAUGCCGAGUCAACAAAAGCAUUUGAAAAAUCUCUGGUGUCGUCUCAAAUAAGUUUGGAAACACAUGAGCAAAGCAGCCAAUCACAUCCGCUGACCAGAAACAUAUUAAGACGAUUACCAAAUAUUUCAACAAAUAACAGUACAAGUACUGAGCAGAAUGAAGCCACCGACGAGAUUGAAGCUAUGAGCAAUCUUUUGACAGAAAUGCAGAAAGAAAAUGACGAAAGGAGUGAAAUGCUGAUUUCCGUUUUCGAUAAAAAUUUCGAUGCAAAAAUUAAAACCUGCAUUGAUACGCGAGCUGAGAUGGAAGCACGCGCAACAGCAUUUGAAACAAUAAUUCAGUCCGAAACACUCAUUAAAAAGCCGGUUAAGGAAAUCACGACCGAAAAUACUUAUGAAGGAGUAUUUGGAACCAAUUUCAGUCAAACAGGUUCAACAUCUGAUGGACUUAGAAUGUCACCAAUGGAACAACAACAGUUUACAUCACAACAUAUUGCUGAAGCGAGCUCCAUCGCGUCACAACUACCUCGCAAUGUUGCAGAUGUUACGUCACCAAGUAAAGUGUCCCCAAACAAAGUCGAAAGCGAACAGAUCCUCACCGAACAAGCAGAGAACGCUGGCAAAAAAAUAACAAAAGGAUUCGGUGAGGCUGCGCUGACAAAAGUUGGCCACUGGAGCAAAAGUGCUUUCAAUUUCUUCCGAACAAAGAAUAUUAGCUCAGGAAAAGACGCAACAAUGCUUCGAAAGACUGCGGAAAAAGCGACGCAUGUUGAAAGUGACCGCUCUCAUGUAAAAGAUGCAAAAAUCGAAAUAAUUCCUCAAGAAAAUUUUAGGCAAACACGCCGGACUCGACAGGCAAAAUCACGAAGUUACCGAGAAACAAAAGGCCAAAAACCAAAGAAAACACUUCGAAGAAGUCUAAAACACAAACAAUCAAAAAAAGACGAAUCUGUUCUAAAAAUGUCCAUACCGACAGAACUUGGUAAUACAAGUAAUGAAUUGAAGAAACAUGCAGCAAAACUGACGGAAGCAAAAAGGAGGUUAAAAGAAAGAAACGAAAUCAAGUUUAAAAAAAAGAAAAAAUCAAAUCUAGAAACGAAAGGAAAACGUUCACAUAAAUAUGACAGUCGCCAAAACUUAAUAGUUGGUGAGAAAAAAAUCAAAAAAAGUACCAAAAAAAUUAAGAAAAUGGAAGCACAAAAGAACAACUGA